This is a messenger RNA of Phialemonium atrogriseum, 2404 nucleotides long. RefSeq names its product DUF1446-domain-containing protein. The record is from RefSeq and is a predicted model, not a curated record. NCBI's taxonomy places the organism in Eukaryota, Fungi, Ascomycota, Sordariomycetes, Cephalothecales, Cephalothecaceae. Bases 311 to 2200 code for a protein of 629 amino acids. The transcript is spliced from 3 exons.
GGAUACCCUCGGUAUACACCACCGUGAUUCCAAUUCAAAUGGUAGCGCGGAAAGGCUGAAGGGAUAUGCGCAUUCGCAUUAGAAAUCCGGUGCUGGUCAUCAUAUCUUACGUCUCGGCGCCGACAUUGGCUCCUGUCACCGACCAGCAAGCAGACAGACCCUCUACCAGUGAGCGUCGCGACACACCCUGCUAUAUUUCGAAUCGAAUCCAUCAGCGUUGACUUAUUGGAAAACACAGACAAAGAAGUCUCAGCCCUCCCUUGUCUAUCACCAGCUGGACCCUACUGCCACACCCCCACACCCCUGCAUCAUGUCUGUCAACCGUGAGCGUCGCCGUCCAGUCCGCAUUGGCGGUGCUUCUGGCGGAUUUACGGACAGAGUUGCGGCGAUCUCUCGUCUAGCUAGCGACCCCGACGUGGACGCCAUUGUUGGGGACUGGCUGUCUGAAAAUGUCAUGACUGGUUAUGGCGCUGGUAAGGCCCGCAGAGACGCAGCCGGCAGCAGGAAGGACCUACCUCUAGCCGAGAGGAGGAAGAACGCGCAGUUUGCCAGUACCUUUUUGCAGUGUUUCGAGCCCGCCAUCAGCAAGCUCGCUCAAAAUGGGGCAAAACUCGCCGUAAAUGCAGGCGCCAGCGACACAGAGCUCCUAGCAGAGAUCUGCCAAGACAUGGUGAAAGCUGCCUGCCUUGACUUGAAGGUAGCCUGGGUAGAAGGCGACGAUGUCACGGUCCCUUUCAAGCAGAUGGUGGCCGAGGGAGCCACGUUCAAGAGUCUGACUGAUGGGAAGACCUUGGAAGGAUGGGGCUUUGAGCCUCUAUGUGCCCAGGCAUAUCUGGGGAGCCUGGGAAUCGCCGAAGCGUUGCGUCAAGGUGCGGAUAUUGUUAUCUGCGGCCGAGUCUCAGAUGCGGCUCCAACGAUUGGAGUUGCCGCAUGGUGGCACGGCUGGAGAGCUGAGCAACUGGAUGAGCUUGCUGGCGCCUUGAUCGCGGGCCACAUUAUUGAAUGUUCGGCAUUUGUCACCGGCGGCUAUUACAGCCGCUUUAAGGACUUGAUGAAGUCGAAGAAGCACCUGAACCUAGGCUUCCCGAUAGCAGAAGUGCACCACAACGGCGAGUGUGAUAUUGCCAAGGAGAAGAACACCAAUGGUGUGGUGAACGUCGAGACUGUCACUUCACAACUGGUGUAUGAGAUCUCGGGACCUCUCUACUUCAACUCUGACGUUGUCGCGGAUCUCCACCAGAUCUCUGUCGAACAAGCCGGAGAAGAUCGCGUUCAUGUCAGCGGUGUGAAGGGACUUCCGCCUCCUCCUACCACGCGGUGCGGUAUCACAGCCCAAGGAGGCUUCCAAGCCGAAUGGCACUUCUACCUGGUCGGCUUAGACAUCGAAGAGAAGUGUCAGUGGAUGGAAGAGCAAGCACGCUACGCUAUUGGAGAGGAGCUCAUCAGCAAGUUCUCGAUGUUGAAGUUCCACGUUCACGGCACCUCUCCCGCCAACCCUCCAAAUCAAGAGGUCGCAACAGUGGACUUUAGGAUUUUUGCGCAGGCCCGCGACGCUGCUCUAUUUGAUCCAAGCUUACCAGACGGUUUCAGCCGCAAGUUGUACGAGACUGUGUUGCAAUCAUGCCCUGGCGUUUCGCGGCCAAACGAUCUACGGCAGUCAACGGCAAAGAGCUACUUUGAGUAUUUUGUCACUCUGAUUCCGCAGAGCGCAUGCAAUCAUCGCGUGCACUUCCUGUUUGGGGACAAGUGCACGAUCGACAUCCCAACGCCGCCAACUGUGAGGGAAUAUGGCCCUCAGGAGUCUUACAACACCAGAAAUCCGGUGGCACUGGAGCAAUUCGGUGAGGUGGAGGAGGCACCUCUUGGGCGCAUCGCCCUAGGCCGCUCCGGCGACAAGGCGUCUGAUGCGAAUGUCGGUUUCUUCGUCCCUGACGCGGAGCAGUGGGAUUGGCUGCGGACAUUCUUGACCAUCGAGAAACUCAAGGAGCUCCUAGGCCCGCACGAGUACUUGGGGGGUCGCAUAGACAGAUUCGAGAUGCCAAAUAUCCGCGCAGUGCAUUUCUUGCUGAAGGACCAUCUGGACAGGGGGUACAAUUCGGGCUCCAAGCUGGACACACUCGCAAAGAAUCUCUGUGAGUACCUGCGGGCGAAAUACGUGCCCAUCCCGCGCAAGUUCCUCGAAACGGGGAGCAUCCUGUAGCCGAUGGGGGCCCGGGUGGCUCGGUGCGGAGAACGUGGGAUGAGCCGAGUUCAAAAAGUCGUUUCUACGGGUAUAAGAUUCCGCACGGCGUGGUUCGUAACUAGUGCCAUCCGUAGUUUGGAAAAUGGGGGGGUGUCUACUUAUCUUAGGUACAUACAAACACACCUAGCUAUGCCACACAUAUAUAUGAUCUCCAUCCUCCCC